AUGAUCAAUAGCCAAACCGCCGAGUAUAACUUUAAUAAACAGAAGUUAGCACCAAAUAUGAACUUCACAGGAACUGACUACUUAACUCAACAAGGGCAAACUGGUACUGAGGAUGAUUUGAGGCUAGAGGAUUACAACUUCAAUGACUAUAACUUCCCAGCCAGUGACAAUAGCAGUAACCUUUAUACUGUCGAUGCUAGCAACCUGAAAAAUGAAAACUUCUUGAUGCCUGCUAGCGCUGGAUCUCACUCAGAAUACUCAUCCACUUACGGCACCCCAAACUCUAUCGAUACCUCUUUGAACCCCUCAACGGAAAUGUUUAUGAGUAAUGGUGCUAAUCAAGAUUUCCAACAACAACAAAGUAGACACAACAUUGAACCAAUAGGAAAAGGAUCGACUACACAGUUGCAACCACAAUCAUUUCAACAAAAAACCAAUAAUUUUUUCAAAACAAUGCAAAAUAAUCCGUAUUUCACUCCGGCAUUAAAUAACAGAAGCUUCCAUGAAAGAAAUAGAAGUGAUGUUUCAGAAUUUGCCAGCCCAACAAUGAAUCUGCACAGUUCUUUUUACGAAAAUGGACUCUCAUCACCAAUUCAUAAUCUGCAUCAAAAUGUGAACGGUUUUGGUAUCGAAGAUACUCAUUUUGAUGAUAUUUCUAAUAAUAACUUUUUAGCCCAAAUUCCAGAGGCUCAAGAAAGUUUCGUUUCCAACCACGCAGAUAUUAAUAAAUUUAUUGAUAUGUGCGACUUUGUGGACCUAAAUGGGAAAAAACCUGCGAAGAAUGAAUAUUUGAAAAACAGGGAUUUUAGCAAAGUUGAUUUGAGCUCCCUUGGCAUUGGUCUCAGACCAGACUCAAGUGAAAAAGACCUCCCUAAAGAUGCUGCUGAUACGAAUUUGAAUAAACAAGAAUUGGCUGUCCAAGGCGCAGGAGAUAUAAGUUUUAGCAUUAAUGAAAGCUUUAUUAAUGAGCUACUUGCUCCAGGGGAUUCGGACAUUGCCAAAGAUUUAUUAAAAGAAAUUGAAACACCUUUUCUCGUUCCUCACAACGAUGAAAGGGAUUUGUUAUUGCCGGCAUUUGAUGAUAAGAAUAGUAAAACAGAUGAUUUUCUCAAUCCCAACAGCUUGAAUAACCUUAGGCAAUCUGCUAUGAAAAAUCACUCUCAAAUGAGAAAAUCUCACGCCAAACAACAGCCCUCAAUCAUCAGCCAUCAAGAUGGGUUAGAUGAAGGUGAUACUACAAUCAUAAACAGUACAUCAAUAAUGGAAAUGAAUGAAAGCAGAAACGAGGAAGUUCCUAACACGGACAAUUUGAUAGACGAAUUGGCUAACAAUAACGAGCUUAAUUGUUUGAAUUCCUCUUCAAGGCGUAAUAGUAAUGCUAAAGACCUCUUUACUCCAGGCCACUCAAGAAACAAUUCGAACGCAACAUUCGAGAUGCCAAAGUUGAAAUCAUUUAAUCAAAAGUCUCCAAAGUUAGGAUCGCCCAGCAGAGUUGGUAAAUUUCCUACUUCAACUUCUUUCAGAUCUAUCCCAACAUUGAACGAAAAAUUAGCGUAUAUUGACGAUUCAUCUUCAACUUCAAUUAUUGCCAAUGAUUCGAUACUAGAUUCGCCAACCAGAGGGAAUUAUAAUAAUAAUUUCAUCCAGGGAUCAUUACCAAGCUCACCAACCAGAGAUUUCUAUUUGGCUAGGGCAAAUGAAGCUGACAACUCGUUUGUUGUCAAAACUCAAGCACUAACGGCUUCUCCAAUGUAUUAUGCCGGCGGGGGCCAUUUCAAUGGAUCUUGCAUCGCUCAAACCCCUCCAGCUUCCCCAAGCAAAGCAAUGUCAGGUUUAAGUUUGUCAUCGCCUACCAGAUCUAUUUCAUCAUCUCCUACGAAAAAUUCUAAGGGCUCCUUUGUUCUUAAGCCAACACCUAAUGGAAGAAAAAGAAUUGCCACUGCUCCACGAUCGAAAACUGGCUGUUGGACUUGUCGUAUUAGACACAAGAAAUGUGAUGAAGGAAGACCGGUUUGUAACAACUGUGCUAAAAUCAAUUUGAAAUGUGACCAGUAUUACGAUCCAAAGCCUUCAUAUAUGACAAAUGAGGAGGAAAAGAAGGUUAAACUAGCAGAAAUCGCCCAUAUUUGGAAAAAUAGGAGUAAAAAAAGUACAGGCAGUAAGUCGUCAUCGCCUCAAAAACUAAGUGAUAGUAACAAGACAAAUUCCGAAUCUCCGGAUUUAGCUAAAAAACCAAUCAAUGAAUACGUCGAAUAUGGGGACAAAGAGAAUUUUGGUGCAUUGGCUUAA
This is a messenger RNA of Saccharomycopsis crataegensis, 2289 nucleotides long. RefSeq names its product Zn(II)2Cys6 transcription factor domain-containing protein. Gene Ontology annotation, molecular function: DNA-binding transcription factor activity, RNA polymerase II-specific; zinc ion binding. The transcript has a single exon. Bases 1 to 2289 code for a protein of 762 amino acids. NCBI's taxonomy places the organism in Eukaryota, Fungi, Ascomycota, Saccharomycetes, Ascoideales, Saccharomycopsidaceae. Gene Ontology annotation, biological process: regulation of DNA-templated transcription. The record is from RefSeq and is a predicted model, not a curated record.